Molecule: messenger RNA, 369 nt
Organism: Trichoplax adhaerens
Lineage: Eukaryota; Metazoa; Placozoa; Uniplacotomia; Trichoplacea; Trichoplacidae
Exons: 2
Coding region: 1-369 (122 amino acids)
Source: RefSeq, a predicted model, not a curated record
AUGGCUUUUUCAAAUAGGAAUAAUGUACGAAGAAAAUCUACUUAUCAUAUCGAUAUUAAUGCUGAUGGAGGCGCUGAAGUCAAAUUAAAAGAUGUUCAAGCGGUUACAGAUGAUGACAGUGACAUAGAAGUGGUUUCUACCGAUGAAAAUUCUCGUCGAUAUCGCAUUUUGGAAGAAAGUCAACUUAUCGGCAAAUAUGUUGUCGAUUUUGACGAAACGCAGGACAAUACAUUUUGUAUUAUUGUCAGGCGAUUUGGCUCUUAUGAAGUUUAUCGAUUUAAUACAGCCAAGUCCCUUUUUGUGCUCGAACCUGAUAAUUGGAUUCGAUACCUGGCUGUUAAGAUUAUGACUAAUCAAUAUCCAUUUUAG